Molecule: messenger RNA, 1888 nt
Organism: Paramacrobiotus metropolitanus
Lineage: Eukaryota; Metazoa; Tardigrada; Eutardigrada; Parachela; Macrobiotidae
Product: acetyl-CoA acetyltransferase, cytosolic-like
Exons: 4
Coding region: 355-1605 (416 amino acids)
Biological process (GO): fatty acid beta-oxidation
Molecular function (GO): acetyl-CoA C-acetyltransferase activity
Source: RefSeq, a predicted model, not a curated record
UUCUAAGGACUUUUCCGUUCCCAGCAUUUCCAUCAAUCAUUUCCGGUGUGCGGGCACUACAUUCAUUAUUGCGCAUUCCUUCUUUAUGGACAAUGAGCCUUUGAUAUAUAAUACGCAUGUCACAUAGUACACCAGUCAAUAGUCAGCUGAUUUCCGUCCGCACGGUUCUGAUUGGCUUGCAUGUUUGUUAUCGCAGUCGGUCGAUCGUUUUGCCUGUCAGAUCGGUUUCUCCGACCACCAAACAUCCAACUUGUAGAUGUAAUAAAUCGUUUUCGAGCUAGUUGUGUGACGUUUGCUCGCUCCAGCUUGGGAACGCGAUAUCCCGCCAUCUAGAAUAUCACAGAAACCGAGAAAAUGGCUCAACCCGAUGUGGUAUGCAAUGGUCAUGGGUCCGCAUUGCCCAAUGUUGUUAUCAUCUCCGCCUGUCGGACUCCCAUCGGAAAAUUGAACGGAGCCCUUUCCUCUUUACCUGGCCAUAAGCUGGGGUCGCUCGUUAUCACGGAAUCAUUAAAACGCGCCAGUAUUCGUCCCGAAGAAGUCAGUGAAGUGAUACUGGGCCAGGUGCUGACAGGCGGCCAGGGCCAGAAUCCCGCGCGGCAGGCAGCGGUCGCGGCGGGCAUUCCGAUAUCCGUCCCCGCAUGGAGCGUGCAGAUGGUGUGUGGCUCGGGCAUGAAGGCCCUCGUGUCAGCCUACCAGUCUAUCCGUAAUGGGGACGCCAAGAUUGUUGUGGCCGGUGGCCAGGAGAGUAUGAGCCAAGCACCCCAUGUCAUCAGUCUGAGGAAAGCCGUCGUUAUGGGCGACACGGUGAUGCGCGACACCUGCACGACCGACGGCUUGACGGAUGCGUUUAAUCGCCUACCCGAUGGGCAUCCAUUUCUAAUGGGGAAUACUGCGGAGAAGGUGGCGGAGCGGUGGAAAGUGACAAGGCAGGAGCAGGACGAAUACGCUGCGCAGUCGCAGCAGCGUGCGGGAGCCGCUCAGAAAGCGGGGUAUUUCCGAAAAGAAAUUAUCCCGGUAUGCGUGCAGAGUGGGAAAGUGUUUUGUUUUAAAGAAACCGUAGAAGUGAGUGCCGAUGAGUUUGUCAAACCAGAUACCACCGUUGAAGCUUUGGCCAGAUUAAGGACAGUUUUUCAAGCUAACGGCACGGUAACUCCAGGAAAUUCUUCAGGUGUGAACGAUGGUGCAGCCGCUGUCGUGAUGAUGUCUGAAGCGGAAGCAGUAUCCCGCAAAUUGACUCCGAUGGCACGAAUAGUUUCGUGGGCGCAAGCUGGAAUCGAUCCCAUAAUUAUGGGUGUUGGUCCAGUCGAGGCCGUUAAAAAAGCACUUUCUAAAGCUUCUUGGAACAUUUCCGAUGUGGAUGUUUUUGAAUUAAACGAGGCUUUUGCUGUAUCAUCCAUUGUAUGCGCACGGGAAUUAGGUGUGGAUGCAGCGAAGGUGAACAUUUCCGGAGGAUCCAUCGCUCUGGGGCAUCCCAUUGGAGCAUCAGGUGCACGGGUGGUGGUGUCGCUGCUGCAUGGUUUAGAAAGGACCGGUGGUCAUAAAGGUGUCGCGGCUCUGUGCAUCGGUGGAGGAAUGGGGAUCGCACUGUGCGUGGAAAGAACGUGAACGUUCUAGUGAAAAAUGGUUUGGAAAUACGUCCAGUGAUAUCUGUACCGUCAAAAGAAUGAAUUGUUACAUCUCCCUCAAGUUACUAUUUCCUGGUGAUUACUCUUUUAAUCCGUGUCAGUUUAUAUGGUUUUAGAAUUUAAUUAGUUUAAUAGUUCAUGGGUUCGCACUCGCAGUUCAUGGUAUGCAAGUGAGUUAUGAGACAUACCGUUUUGACCAUGUUCAAACAUUCGGUUUUCUUUUUAAUGUUUAUUGUAUUGAAAAAAUUAAAGAUGACAUACUA